GCGGGUCGAGAGAUGGAGGAGUUGGCCAGGGAGAGCAUCAGUCUGCUGGCUUCAGCCUCCGCCAAGUGUCCGCUGGACCCGGAGCCGAGGCUGGGCUCCGUGGGGGCCGUGUUCAUCAUGCUGAAAUCCGCGCUGGGCGCCGGCCUCCUCAACUUCCCCUGGGCCUUCGAGAGGGCCGGGGGGGUCCGCAGUGCCGUCACCGUGGAGCUGGUGAAUAUUUCUGCUCUUCACACUUUUUUGAUCUUUUUAGGAUUUUCUAAAAACUUUGUUCUGGGUACUCUGGCUGCUACCUACCUGACCGUCGGCAUCAUCAUAAAGUACUACACUAGACCUGCUGUUCCGGUUCACAGCACGCCCCCCCUCCUCCCCAGUGGGUUCAGCUCCUGGGCCUCGAUGUUCAGCGUCAUCCCGACCAUCUGCUUUGGGUUCCAGUGCCACGAGGCGUCCGUCGCCAUCUACAGCAGCAUGGAGAACCAGCGCCUCUCUCACUGGGUCUUCGUCUCCGUGGUGGCCAUGAUCAUCUGCCUCAUCAUUUACUCCCUCACAGGAGUUUACGGGUACCUGACGUUUGGGAGGCAGGUGGAAGCCGAUAUUUUAAUGUCCUACGCCAGCCAUGACGUCCUGAUGCUCGUGGCCAGGCUGCUGUUUGGGGUCUCUAUUAUCACCAUCUAUCCCAUCAUCGUGCUGCUGGGCAGGUCUGUGAUCCAGGACCCUCUGCUGAGCCGGUGGCAGAAACGCAGCAGGGCGGCAAAGGCGCGGUUGGAAAGCCGCAGCCGCUUCACGCUGACAGCAGCGUGGAUCACGGUGACGCUGCUCAUCGCCGUCUUCAUUCCGGACAUCAGUAAGGUCAUCGGCGUUAUUGGAGGGAUCAGCGCCUUUUUCAUCUUCAUCUUCCCUGGACUCUGUCUGGUGUUCGCCAUGCGGUCCGAACCGGUGUCCUGCAAAACCAGAGUCUUCCUCACAGUUUGGGGCAUGGUGACUCUGAUCUGUGGAGCCUUCAUCUUUGGUCAGAGCACCACCGUCGCCAUCAUGCAGCUCCUUGGACACAUCUGACGCCCCUCUGUCACGUUUAUGUCGUGAA
Nematolebias whitei (Rio pearlfish) is the source of this 1081-nucleotide messenger RNA. It is a transcript of the gene slc38a8a, whose product is annotated as solute carrier family 38 member 8a. Gene Ontology annotation, molecular function: amino acid transmembrane transporter activity. The transcript is spliced from 8 exons. Lineage: Eukaryota; Metazoa; Chordata; Actinopteri; Cyprinodontiformes; Rivulidae. Bases 13 to 1053 code for a protein of 346 amino acids. The record is from RefSeq and is a predicted model, not a curated record. Gene Ontology annotation, biological process: amino acid transmembrane transport.